CUUACAAAAUUAACUCCGCCAGAGUUAAUGCUAAAAUGUAAUUUUUUUUUUGUUUUAAUUAUACAUAUUACACUGAUCAACUUGCUUUUAACUUUGAUAUAAAUUUUGCUCAAAAGAAAAAGUUGAUGAUAUAAAUAGAAUAUACUAUAGUAGUAUUUUUUUUUUUUUUAUGUCAGCUUGAUCAAAUUGAAGUUUACGAAAAGGUCGAACCUUUCAUCAGCUAAACCCGCGUUUUCUCUUCCCUUCAAUACUACAACUCACCGUCUCGCCGGGAAAUUACGCCGUCGUCGUAGAAUUCCCCUAAACCCCCGAGGAAUUAGCAUUUAACCAAACUUCUUUAAACAAUACUUUCUUCAUUUUCGUGUACUGAGUUACAGAGUUUGAAAACUCGGUCUCGGCCAUGGGUAAUUGUGUCGCCUGUGUGAGGUUUGACCCGGAAGACUCAAAACAAACCCAGACCCAGAAGAAGAAACGACCCGAUCGGAAACGUCACUUAUACGACGAUCCCGAUGGUCUGAGAUCCCACGGCCCCAUACGCGUCCUCCCCGACGUCCCUAUGAGCCAUCGGACUCAGAUCAGCGACAAAUACAUCCUAGGGAGAGAACUCGGUCGCGGAGAGUUCGGAAUCACCUACCUCUGUACCGACCGGGAGACUCGUGAAGCUUUAGCCUGCAAAUCGAUCUCCAAGAGGAAGCUCCGGACCGCCGUCGAUGUGGAGGACGUCCGCCGCGAGGUCACGAUCAUGUCCACCAUCCCCGAUCACCCAAACGUGGUGAAACUCAAGGCGACCUACGAGGACAACGAGAACGUGCAUCUGGUGAUGGAGCUCUGCGAAGGAGGCGAGCUCUUCGAUCGGAUCGUCGCCAGGGGGCAUUACACGGAGCGUGCGGCGGCAACCGUCGCGAGGACGAUCGCGGAGGUCGUGAAGAUGUGCCACAUCAAUGGCGUCAUGCAUAGGGACUUGAAGCCUGAGAAUUUCUUGUUCGCUAACAAGAAGGAGAACUCUGCGCUUAAGGCCAUUGAUUUUGGAUUAUCCGUUCUCUUCAAACCUGGAGAGAGAUUUACAGAGAUUGUGGGAAGUCCAUAUUAUAUGGCACCAGAAGUGUUGAAGAGAAACUAUGGACCAGAGGUUGAUGUGUGGAGCGCAGGAGUUAUCCUCUACAUCUUGCUCUGUGGUGUUCCUCCGUUUUGGGCAGAGACUGAACAAGGGGUGGCUCUUGCGAUUCUGAGAGGGGUUCUUGAUUUUAAGAGAGACCCUUGGUCACAGAUAUCAGAGAGUGCAAAGAGCCUUGUGAAGCAGAUGCUGGACCCUGAUCCCACUAAGCGUUUGACUGCUCAGCAAGUUCUUGAUCACCCUUGGAUACAGAAUGCGAAGAAAGCUCCAAAUGUUCCGUUAGGGGAUAUCGUCAGGUCAAGGUUAAAGCAAUUCUCCAUGAUGAAUAGGUUGAAAAAGAAAGCUCUGCGCGUAAUCGCUGAGCACUUGUCUCUUCAAGAAGUUGAAGUGAUCAGAGACAUGUUUACACUGAUGGAUGACGACAACGACGGUAAAAUAACGUAUCCAGAACUCAGAGCUGGACUACGGAAAGUCGGUUCACAACUUGGCGAACCAGAGAUCAAAAUGUUGAUGGAAGUGGCGGAUGUUAACGGUAAUGGAUGCUUGGACUAUGGAGAGUUUGUUGCAGUGAUAAUUCACUUGCAGAAGAUGGAGAAUGAUGAACAUUUCAGACAAGCUUUUAUGUUCUUUGACAAAGAUGGAAGUGGAUACAUCGAAUCAGAUGAACUACGGAAAGCUUUAACCGACGAGUUGGGUGAACCAGACAACAGUGUUCUAAUCGAUAUAAUGCGUGAAGUCGACACUGACAAGGACGGACGUAUAAACUAUGAUGAAUUUGUGGUGAUGAUGAAAGCUGGAACCGAUUGGAGAAAAGCAUCAAGACAAUACUCAAGAGAGAGAUUCAAAAGCUUAAGCAUAAACUUGAUGAAAGAUGGGUCAUUGCAUCUCCACGACGCACUCACUGGACAAUCUAUUGCUGUUUGAUAUUUACAUUUGUUUUUAUCACCAAAACAGAAGCAAUCUGAUGGCUGUGUUUUCCUCUGUUCAAGAAGAAGGGUUUUUUUUGGGCUUUUUCAAAUGUAAUUGCUUCUAGAGAUUCUUUUUUUGGUUUGGGAAGUUGAAAAUUUGUAAUUUAUGGGCUUAGUUAGGCUUUUUUCUCCAUUGAAGAAUGAAUGUAUUUGUAUGUAAUGGUUGUUUAAUUGUCAUAAAGCUUAUUUCUGACUUGGUUUCUUCUUCCACUCCUUCUCAGCUUAUGACUUGGUGUGACCAUAAAUCACUGAACCUAACAGUUAUGAUUACAGCAAAACUGACGUAAAGCAGUAGAACAAAAGGUUUUAUUUGUGUUUGGGUUUACAAAGAAAGAAUCAGAAUCAGUCAGCUUCUUGAAGUCCAUCCAAAACAACAGACCCAACCAACAAAACGACUGCUCCAAGAGCAAGAGCACCGCCCAAAACCGCUUGAAGAACCACCAGAGUAGUCGAGUCAUCGGGAAUAAGCACCACGGCUACAAUUGCAGCCGUCAGAGCCGGGAGUGCAGCGGAGGCUAAGACCGCAGGCGACGUACCGGCUAACGUUUCAAGGAGACUGAGAAGACCGAGGUCCUCUGCUUUGGAGAAGACACCAAGCUUCUCAAGAGAUGACAAUGUGAGUCCCAGCUCCUCUGCUUUCGAGAGCAGGCCAGAUUUCUCAACGUUGCUUAGCACUUUUCGCUUUUCCAGCUUCUUGAAUACGUCCACGUUUACUUCUUCACUCCCUUCGAAGAAUAAUCCGGCUCCGUACCAUUGUUUCUUCCACUUGGCAUCAUAUUUGUUCACCUUAUUUUUACCCGGGGAGCCAUAGAAACGACGGAGAAAGCUGCUGGUGAUUUCGUGGCGGAGGAUGACCGGCGAAAGCGAGGGAGAACGGGAUUGGAGAGAAACUGUGUUCGCGGAUGAGCCGCCGGAGACGAUAUCGGAGCGUUGACAGCCAUUGGAGGAAGAUCGAAUCGAAGCGAUGAAAAUAUUUGCUUUGGAGAUUCCUUCGUGUGUUUAUUUUGCCGUUCGCACACUAUCUGGAAACUCUGGAGACAGAGAAACUGCCACGUCAGAUGAUGUAUUUGUGGUU
Molecule: messenger RNA, 3157 nt
Organism: Thlaspi arvense
Lineage: Eukaryota; Viridiplantae; Streptophyta; Magnoliopsida; Brassicales; Brassicaceae
Source: the annotation of a GenBank genome assembly